UAUAAGGCUCAAUUCAACAUGUAGUUGGCAUAGUUAUUCAGCUGUUAGACAUGAAUACUUCUGCUGUUGCUUUGUUCUGCGCUAUUGCCGUAGGCCUAGCUGCUGCCAAACUCAGUGGAUCUGGCACUACUACCCGCUACUGGGACUGUUGCAAGCCAUCUUGCUCAUGGAAAGAAAAUACCGGAACCCAUGAUGCCGUGGCUUCUUGCAGUAUGCUUAUGGAUUCGUAGCUGCAUCAUUCACUGGUGGAAGUGACACUUCAUACUGUAGCGUUUGUUUGAAGCUCACUUUUACUGAAUCGCCCCUCGAAGGCAAAACAAUGAUUGUCCAAAAUGUAAAUACUGGUUCCGACCUAGGCGAAAAUCAGUUCGAUGUGCAAAUUCCCGGAGGUGGUGUUGGAAUUUUCACCUUAGGGUGCUCAACUCAGUGGAAUUCUUCAACAACUGGCUGGGGCGCUCAAUAUGGUGGAAUAUCAUCCGACGAUGAUUGUGACGAACUUCCCACUGAAUUACAAUCUGGGUGCCACUUUAGAUUUGGCUGGUAUGAAGAUGCUGACAAUCCCACAGUUGAUUUUGAACAAGUCGAAUGUCCAUC
This is a messenger RNA of Dendroctonus ponderosae (mountain pine beetle), 594 nucleotides long. RefSeq names its product endoglucanase. Gene Ontology annotation, biological process: carbohydrate metabolic process. The record is from RefSeq and is a predicted model, not a curated record. Gene Ontology annotation, molecular function: cellulase activity. NCBI's taxonomy places the organism in Eukaryota, Metazoa, Arthropoda, Insecta, Coleoptera, Curculionidae.